AUGAAUCUUGCCUGGUGUUUGUUGAACAAGCAUCGCCAUUCAGAGGAUCAGAUAGGGAGCCUCGCAUAUUUCUUCACCAUCAUGAACAAGAAACGACUGAAUGGCGAAAAACCGGAUUAUCAUACACUUACAGCAGCUCUUUCACAGAUCUGUCAUGGCCUUGUCUUGAAUGCUUGGCUUGCUAAGUGUGGGAAGGCUGACCUUGAUGAAUUUGCCAGGUCAAAUCCAACUCCACACCAACUACAUACUAUUGCGAAGGAGAUUCUCCUGGAGUUAGCGACUCCAUUGGAUACAUGCAUGGACAACGGAGAGUUGGAACCCAAUGAACUCAACCCCACCGAUGAUCCUAUCCACCAGAACACUCGACUUCUUCUAUGA
Desarmillaria tabescens is the source of this 378-nucleotide messenger RNA. RefSeq lists its product as uncharacterized. The coding region runs from base 1 to 378 and encodes 125 amino acids. NCBI's taxonomy places the organism in Eukaryota, Fungi, Basidiomycota, Agaricomycetes, Agaricales, Physalacriaceae. The record is from RefSeq and is a predicted model, not a curated record. The transcript has a single exon.